Messenger RNA from Trichoplax adhaerens, 645 nucleotides. RefSeq lists its product as uncharacterized. NCBI's taxonomy places the organism in Eukaryota, Metazoa, Placozoa, Uniplacotomia, Trichoplacea, Trichoplacidae. Bases 1 to 645 code for a protein of 214 amino acids. Gene Ontology annotation, molecular function: protein binding. The record is from RefSeq and is a predicted model, not a curated record. Gene Ontology annotation, biological process: signal transduction. The transcript is spliced from 5 exons.
AUGGACAAUCCAGACAUUCAGGCUGCAUUGGAUAAAAAUAGUGAUCAAUUCCUUAAAAUUGUUCCUAUCCAAGAAUUGUUUACUAGGCUCAAAAUGAAAAAGAUAUUGAGUACAAGACAAGUGACGGAUAUCAAAGCUUUAACCCACACAGAAGAUAUGAAUGGAAGGCUAUUAGAAAUCUUAAUGGAAGAACGUGCAGAAGAGGAUUUUUAUACGUUUUGUGACUUACUUAAAAGCAAUGGUGUUAAUGUUGUGAAAUCUUUCGGUGCUAAACUACAGGAUGAUGCUAAAGGAACGCCUAUCAAGCUAGUACGGAAAGAUCACCGAACAAAUCCUAAUGGACAAGAUGUUGUUGACUCACCGAUGGAAGUAGAAUCAACAUUGUCAGCUAAUGUGAAGGGCUACUUUUACACUGUCGCCGACAAAAUUGGUAAUGACUGGACUAGAUUAGCGGGCAAGCUUAACGAAAAUAUAGAUGUAGGUGUUAUUGCAGAGGAGCAAAGUGUGGUUUUCAAUCGAGCAAAAGCGGUCUUGAGCAAAUGGUAUAACAUGUCCGGUAAUGAAGCAACCACUGAAGCUUUAGUAAAAGUGCUUAUUGCAAUUGACAGGAAAGAUAUUGUGAAAGAUUUCGUGAGUGUUAAGUAA